This is a messenger RNA of Rosa chinensis, 2511 nucleotides long. RefSeq lists its product as uncharacterized. The record is from RefSeq and is a predicted model, not a curated record. Bases 1598 to 2290 code for a protein of 230 amino acids. NCBI's taxonomy places the organism in Eukaryota, Viridiplantae, Streptophyta, Magnoliopsida, Rosales, Rosaceae. The transcript has 7 exons. Gene Ontology annotation, molecular function: cysteine-type peptidase activity. Gene Ontology annotation, biological process: proteolysis.
UAUGAGAUUUGGGUGAAGGAACUUCCCUAACACCCGGCAUUCUCAUUUUUAUUGUUUACAUUUCACUUUUCUUUUUUUAUUGCUUUACAUUUCAUUAUUAUUUGUUAAGUUAGAAUCAACCCCCAAACACUAAACCCUUCCACUCAUUUGUGCAUAUCCAUCACUAGGCUCUUAGUUUUGAUUAGGCUUUAGUGAAAAUCAAAGCCGAGCAUUGCUAAGGCUUGGUGCCUUAGAUUAGUUUUAUUUUAUUUUAUUUGUUUGCUACGUGUCUUUAUUUCUAAUUAUCCAAGGAUUGUGGGUUAGCCACUAAUCCCCGUGGUACGAUAACUUUGGGCAUUAUACUUCCCUAUCUUGACAACGAUACGUACGCUUGCGUAAAUGUGUAUCAAGUCAAUGGCGCCGUUGCCGGGGAUCGAACCCGGGUCACCAGCGUGACAGGCGGGAAUACUUCCCACUAUCCAAGUGAAUGGCGCCGUUGCUGGAAAUUAUUUUAUUCAAAAGUUAGUGGAUAAUUUUAUUGCUUUAUUUUCAUUAUAACAUUUGAUUUGAAAUUCCCCAGUAAUGAAAUGAUACUUCCUUAUAUUUUGUUUUAAGAAUUCAGCGUAUAGUGUGAAGCAAAUAUAAUGUGAUUGACUUUUGAAUCCUAUAUUUUGUGCCCACCAUUGUAGGGAUUCUUCCCAUCCUUUAUGAACGAGCCUUGCACUUUUAUGCAUAACACCAUUGUUGAUUAUUGCGUCAGCAGUCCUAAAUCCAUUUAGUUAGGUGUGAGGCUGAUGGUAGCCAUUUCGUUUCCUUCUUUCAUAUUUGGUGUUCUGAUGUUCACAUAAUCAAAAGUGUACAAACCAUUUGUUUGCUGUUCUCACAACAUACCAUAAGGGUGGCAAUCCCCUUCUUUCAUACUUGGUUUUCUGUUGUUCACAUGUAAUGUGUUCAUACCUUGUAUUUUCUGUUCUUACAACAUAUCAUGGUAAUUGAUGAUUUUUCGAUUUCUUUAUAUUUGGAUAUGAUUUUAUAGGUAAAAAUUUCUUGUUGCGUAUAAUGGAGAAGUUAUAUAUCUAUAGAGUUUUGCAUUUAUACUAUUGUAUAGAUGGAGAAGUUUUAGGGCGCAACUUUUGAAGAUAAUUUAUUAUUUUCUUAUGAUACUACCGCUCCUGCUCCUUUUUUUUUUGGGUAAUGUUACGUUCUAACUUGAAUAUCAUAACUUUGCAAGACUUAGAUCUCUACUCGAUUUGUCAUGAUAUUUGUUACUGAUGGGUUUAUGCAGUAAAAGACUAGAAAAUAGUCUAAUUUUUUAUGUUACUAAUAUGGAUCUAAAAUUGUUUGCUUGAAAAACUUUUACUGGGUUGGAUGAAUUUUUGAUGAUAAUUGUUUCUUAGUUAAAUUAUUUUCAUAUAGAACAAGGUGCAUGUGAUUUGAAUCCAACACUUGCUUUACUCUCUGUUUUGCUUAACUUUUGUACUAAUUUACCUGUUUUGCUACAUUUUGGCAGGAAACUAUUGGUGAUUGCAAAGGUGAGAGAGAAAGGGAGCUCAAAAAGCUGUUGGAAAUUUAUAAUAGCAAAAUAAGGUACUUGCAUGAUGUAUUAAAAGAGUCCAAAAUGCAAGACAUGGUUUGUUUCAUUGACCCUGCAAUGACUGGUGAGAAAGGGUGUGGGAGGGCAACAUCGAGGUCCCGAAGUAUAAAAGAUUGCCUCAUAAGUGCUCCUCCAAAUCAGAUUUUCUUGUUGCCUUACAAUGCAUCGUACUUGCAUGAUGUAUUAAAAGAGUCCAAAAUGCAAGACAUGGUUUGUUUCAUUGACCCUGCAAUGACUGGUGAGAAAGGGUGUGGGAGGGCAACAUCGAGGUCCCGAAGUAUAAAAGAUUGCCUCAUAAGUGCUCCUCCAAAUCAGAUUUUCUUGUUGCCUUACAAUGCAUCAGUUCAUUGGAUGUUGACUGUGAUCGAUCCGGACAAUGAAAUUGUCUAUUUUAUGGAUCCAUUGAGAAGACGUCUUGCAGGCGGAGAAUGGAAAGAUAUUGUUGACACUGCCAUAUCAAUGUUUAAAGGGGAACGUAACAAGAAAGGACGAAGUUCUGUUCAAUGGAAGAACACGGCAGGUAUUCCAUCACAGCCAAAAAACAAACAAUGCGGCUAUUUUGUGAUGAGAUAUAUGAGGGAUAUCAUCCAUGAUACAAACUUGUCAUUUGCAGAUAAGUGGGCUAGGAGAGCCAACCAUGUUUAUGGUCAAGUGGAAAUUGAUGAAGUGCCUAAUGAGAUCGCAAGUUAUGUGGUGAAGAACAUCCUCAAGCUGUAAAGUAUGUAGUUACUCAUGCCGUAGAAGCUCUGAAGUGAAAUAGGGAGGAAAUGUGUAUUUGUGCUCCGAAGUGACAAUUUAAAGUACAUUUAUGGACCUAUUUUGUUAGUGGAGUAGUAUAGAUGUGCUCCAUCUUUUGGUAUUGGAGUAUUAUAGAAAUGCUCCUUAUUUUGCAUUGUCUAAUCCAUUUAGGUACAACUAUGUGGAUUAUAACAAUAUUA